Molecule: messenger RNA, 163 nt
Organism: Cetraspora pellucida
Lineage: Eukaryota; Fungi; Glomeromycota; Glomeromycetes; Diversisporales; Gigasporaceae
Source: the annotation of a GenBank genome assembly
AAGAAAGGUUAAACAUAAAACAAAGAAACUAACCAAGCAGACAUACUUACCAAGGAAGCAAGAAACUAGUGGUAAUACUAGAAUCGUUAUUGGUAACGCUUUAGCCAAAGGAAAUCACAAUCGUCAGGAAAGGCUGUGGAUUAUAAAAGAAAAAUUUUUUUGA